Molecule: messenger RNA, 1170 nt
Organism: Aphanomyces invadans
Lineage: Eukaryota; Oomycota; Saprolegniomycetes; Saprolegniales; Verrucalvaceae
Exons: 1
Coding region: 679-1065 (128 amino acids)
Source: RefSeq, a predicted model, not a curated record
AAGACGAUGCUUUCAAAGACAACGUGCGACAAGAUUUAGAUCCGUUCGUUACCAUGGUUGACCGUCAACGUGUGAAUGGAGUAGCGCGGAUGCAUCCCCCUCUGUUACUUGUCGCUAUUCGUCCUCACAUGCAAGUCGCUGGCAAGCUCGUGCAAGAUGUACCCGCCGCUCGAGUCACCGUUGACUGUGACGGGUAGCUCGGCCUCGUCGAGGGCUACGCUCAGCGUAGGACUGUUCUUCCCUGAGGUCGUGUGGGCUUCUCCUGCAACGACAGGACCCAAAGCUUGACUUAGCUGAACCAAGAAGUCCGUGGAAGGCAUGGAUGGCAGCACGAUCAACCAACGGGUGAUUUCUUCCUUCAGAGCAUGCGGGAAUGCCACGGCUGUAGUACACGCACGGCGCACUUGAUCAGGCAGUUCAUCAACUUUACGCUUGCAGUCGAGUGCGAGCAUAACAGCGUCUUGAGCGGACUGUGCACGAACGGAUGGAGGCGGGACUUGCCAGACAACACCCGCACCGACGGGGACGACAGUCUCAUGCAAAAUGGGCUCGAGAAUUUUAUCAACGACGUUGAGGGACGGUGAACCGAUGCGUGUUGUGACGGGUGGUCGAAGUGACAGCCCUGGGCGAGUCACAAUCCCAUAUGCGUCAAGGUAGUCCUUGGAGCCACAGUGCAGCAUGAACGCUCGCUCAUCGAGGUAUAUUUCAGUGAAUUCCACCACGACGGAUUCGGUGCGGAGUUCGGUGGGCAAUGGAUCAGAGUGGGUGAGGUCGACCCAGUCAGGGUUCAUGCCACGACGGCCGAGGUCCGCGCGAACAACGGGCUUGGGAAUGCCGACCUGUAGCUUCUUCAAUGCAUCGUGCAGUGGCGGGUACUCUCCGACAGUAGAGAUGGGCGGAGUCACUGGGUUUGACGUGGUAAUGCGAAAGAAAUACGUUGGAACACAAGGUGUGUCGCGAUGUGUAGCCACACCACAACCGCGUAAUGCAGAAAGCAAAGUUUCCGCGUCGGUGCGGCUUGGCGCUUCCCAGAACACGUGCAGCAGAAACGCUUCGUCCGGGUAAUGGUCGAGGUGGCCUUUUGGCGCGUCGAUCAGAGCCUUGAGGGAUGUUGGCGGCGCAUAGGGUGGUGAAGCCAUUCGAGAGUCGGCAAGACUUAGUCGUUUGCGU